GGGUAACAUUUUGCAUGAAAAUUACCGGAAGAUUUUUUUUCUUGUUAUCUCUUUGAGCCCUUCUAUGAAGAAUUAAUAAGAGGUUGAAUGUGCGCAUGGUUAAAAUGGAUCAUCUUAAAGGACUGAAGUUCCAAAAAUACAUCAGCAGGACCAGACAGGUUUGACCUAAUGAGAUUUCUAUUUUCGCCUGACUUCUGGAACUCUGAAUAAACUAAAGCAAACGAUGCAAGGUCCUGCUAGGGAGAUUUCUCUUCUGAAACAGCCCAUCCACAUACCUUGUUUUUUCUUGUGCGGAUCAUUUGGGAAGAGUGUGCUUAGUCAUCAAUUUCCUAAAGAAUAAAACGAUAAGGCACUUGGCAACAUCUCACCUGGGAAGUGGGAUCCAAAGCAAACAUCAGAAUCCUACUGGAAAGUGGGUUUCGGUAAAGAAGCAGACACCAGGAAGGAGGAAGAGAAAGGUCCGCACGAGCGCUGGCUGAGAUGGCAGAAGGUCCUGGGGAGGCCUCCACUCUGCCCAUCACAGCAAAGAAAAAGAAAAGCCUGUCCAUCGAGGAAAAGAUUGACAUCAUCAACGCUGUGGAAAGUGGCAAGAAGAAAGCAGAGAUUGCAGCUGAAUAUGGAAUAAAGAAAAAUUCUUUGUCUUCUAUCAUGAAGAAUAAAGACAAGGUUCUAGAAGCUUUUGAAUCUCUGAGAUUUGACCCAAAGAGAAAAAGGCUGAGGACUGCUUUUUACACCGAUCUGGAAGAGGCAUUAAUGAGGUGGUAUCGAAUUGCGCAAUGUCUGAAUGUGCCCGUUAAUGGUCCAAUGCUGCGUCUCAAAGCUAAUGAUUUUGCCCAGAAACUGGGCCAUAAUGAUUUCAAGUGCAGCAAUGGUUGGCUGGAUCGCUUUAAAUCUAGGUAUGGCUUAGUAUUCAGAGCUCAGCCUGUAGACCCUACAGCCGCACCCGCAGACCCUUCGGUUGUCUGGUGUCAAAAUGUACUUCCUUAUUAUUUAAGUGAUUACCGUCCUAAAAAUGUGUUUAAUAUAAAAGAGACUGGGUUGCUCUAUCGAAUGUUACCUACAAAUACAUUUGCAUUUAAAGGAGAAACCUGCUCGGUUGGAAAACUGUGCAAAGACAGAGUGACUCUGGUGGUCGGGGCAAACGUGGACGGCUCGGAGAAGCUGCCUUUGCUCAUCAUUGGGAAACGCAGGAAUCCACAGUGUUUCACAGGGAUUAAAUCCUUGCCUGUGCAUUAUGAAGCCAACAGAAUGGCCUGGAUGACCGCAGACGUGUUUGAGCAAUGGAUGCGGAAGCUUGAUGAGAAAUUCCAAGCCGAACACCGAAGAGUGGUGGUUUUUGUCGAUUCUUCUCCUGCACACCCAGAGGUAACAAACCUUAAAUCCAUUGAGUUAGCAUUCCUUCCGACAUGUUUGUCUUCCAAAUUUAUAGCUAUGAACCAAGGUGUUAUCAAAAGCCUUAAGAUCAAAUACCGACAUUGUCUUGUCAAGAAAUUUUUAAGCUCUGUGGAAGGUGGCAAGGAAUUCACAUUCUCCCUGCUAGAUGCAGUCGAUACUUUGCAUCUCUGUUGGAGGAGCGUCACCCCAGAGACGAUUCUGAAGAGCUACGAAAAGGCAGGAUUCCAAUCUCAAAAGGGAGACGGUGACACCUCAGAGGCAGAGACGGACACCGGUCUUGAUAUGGUUGCCCACGCGCUCGCGGCAGGAGUAGAAUUUCCUGAAGGUAUCUCCAUCGAAGAGUAUGCUGCCCUGGAUGAUGAUUUGAAGACAUGUGAAGCAGCAUCCAAUGAGGAGGUGGCCAGAGAAGGUAAAUCAGAAGAAAGUGCAUCUUAUACUUCUGACGAAGAGGAAGACCGUGGUGCUCCGGGAACUGAACUCACACUGCCAUCAGAAACGGAGGCAGUAACUGCUUUGGAGACCCUUAAAAGAUUUCUUAGAAGUCAAGCUAUGAAUGAUGUGCUUCAUAAUUCUUUAGCAGACCUUGAAAAUUUUAUCAACUCUUUAUCAUCUAAAUAAUUAUUUUGUGGAUGAGAUCUGAAAAGUACUAGAUUCUCCUGGUGUGUUUUAUUAUAUAAGGUAUAUAAAGGGGAAAUACCACUUAAAUAUAAACACUGAGAAACUUGUAAUCUUUGGCUUCAUUUAAAAAUCCAUGGUCUGAAUAGGAAA
Molecule: messenger RNA, 2163 nt
Organism: Echinops telfairi (small Madagascar hedgehog)
Lineage: Eukaryota; Metazoa; Chordata; Mammalia; Afrosoricida; Tenrecidae
Gene: TIGD4
Product: tigger transposable element derived 4
Exons: 1
Coding region: 481-2013 (510 amino acids)
Cellular component (GO): nucleus
Molecular function (GO): DNA binding
Source: RefSeq, a predicted model, not a curated record